Molecule: messenger RNA, 2097 nt
Organism: Durio zibethinus
Lineage: Eukaryota; Viridiplantae; Streptophyta; Magnoliopsida; Malvales; Malvaceae
Product: transcription factor E2FB-like
Biological process (GO): regulation of transcription by RNA polymerase II
Cellular component (GO): RNA polymerase II transcription regulator complex
Molecular function (GO): DNA-binding transcription factor activity, RNA polymerase II-specific; RNA polymerase II cis-regulatory region sequence-specific DNA binding; protein dimerization activity
Source: RefSeq, a predicted model, not a curated record
AAAAACUAAAAAUAUAAAUUUCAUUUUCCUUGUUCCCAAACACCAGAUCUACCCUCAAUUCCCACCAAAAAACUGUCUUUCCAGACAAUUCCGUUACAUUCCCUCCUUAUCUUUUCUUCAAACAAACCCCCAAGAAACCCAAAAUUCUUUCAUUUUCUUUUGUUUUUCAUUUAAUUUAAAGUUAUUAUGUGAUGUCGGGUUCUCAAGCUCCGGAGCAGUUAAAGCAAUCCAUGCAGCAGCAACAGCAAGAUCAGCAAAAUCAACAGCCACUAAAACGACAGCCACCUUUCUCUAUGAAGCCGCCGUUUAUGGCUCCUGGAGGCGACUAUCACCGCUUUGCUUCAACUGAGCCUCGCCGCAUCGCCGAUCAAGAUGCCGAAGCCAUCGUCUUUAAGUCUCCCUUAAAGAGGAAGAGUGAUGUAGCAGAUCGAGAAGUUGAGUCUGGUGAGUGGGCAAUGCCUCAAGGAUACACUGAAGUGGUUAGCAGUCCUCUUCAGACACCUGUAUCAGGAAAAGGGGGAAAGGCUCAAAAAACAUCAAGGCUAACAAAAAGCAGUAAAUCUGGUGCUCAAACACCUGCUUCAAAUCUUGGUUCUCCUGGCAAUAAUCUCACUCCUGCAGGUCCCUGUCGUUAUGACAGCUCCUUAGGGCUUUUGACUAAGAAAUUCAUCAAUUUGAUUAAACAAGCUGAAGAUGGUAUUCUGGAUUUAAAUAAAGCUGCUGAUACCUUAGAGGUGCAAAAGAGGAGGAUAUAUGACAUAACCAAUGUCCUUGAAGGAAUUGGUCUCAUAGAAAAGAAACUCAAGAACAGAAUUCAGUGGAAGGGGCUUGAUGUCUCAAGUUCAGGGGAAGUUGAUGAGAACGUUGCUACUUUGCAGGCAGAGGUUGAGAACCUUUCUUUUGAGGAACGCAGAUUAGAUGAACAAAUAAGAGAAAUGCAAGAAAGAUUAAGAGACCUCAGUGAAGAUGAAAAUAAUCAAAAGUGGCUUUUUGUCACCGAGGAAGAUAUCAAGAGCUUACCCUGCUUCCAGAAUGAAACACUGAUAGCUAUUAAAGCUCCACAUGGAACCACUCUGGAAGUCCCCGAUCCUGAUGAGCUGGCUGUUGACUACCCCCAGAGGAGAUUCAGGAUUGUCCUCAGAAGCUCAAUGGGUCCAAUAGAUGUUUACCUUGUCAGUCAAUUUGAGGAGAAAUUUGAAGAGAUACAAGGUGUAGAUCCACCAGCAAACUUUCCAUCAACUUCAGGCUUGAAUGAGAACCCAGCAACAACAAUGGUAACGGAGGAGAGCAGAGGAAAGGAGAUUGAAAUGCAGGGUCAAGACAUUAAUGGAAUGUGCUCAGAUCUUAAUGUCUCACAGGACUUUGUGAGUGGGAUCAUGAAGAUUGUUCCCUCAGAAGUUGAUAGUGACGCCGAUUAUUGGCUUUUAUCAGAUCUUAGUGUUAGCAUCACUGACAUGUGGCGGACUGAACCUGGGGUCGAAUGGAACGACUUUGAUACACUUCAUGAGGACUAUGGCAUGGCUGCCGUUAGCACGCCAUGUCCCCAAACGCCUCCAUCAAAUGCCACUGAAGUGCCUUCAGCUGAUUCAACCGGGAGGUGAAAGGCAUAUUUACAUGUCUGAAUGUGUUAGCAUUCCUGAUGCUUGGGAGAUUGGCAUGAAGGUUGGCAAAAGUUGGCUACUUGGAUGCUCCUCAAAGUUGGAGGAACUAAAGAAAAGUAGCUAGCAGUCACUGUACAGUUAAGUAAUACAAAUGAUCCACGUGAUCUUGUAGUAAAUAAGGUCAUAUUUGAUCUGAGUUAAUACUCCCUGUAUAUUAUCCCAUCUCUGUUGCUUUGUAUUGCAUCCACCAGCACAUCUCAUUAGAUUCACUGGCAUAGGAUCUUAUAGACAUCAUGUAAUGAAUGGCAAACAAAUGUACCUUGUUUUUACUGUACUGCGAAAAUUUUUAUGAAAUAAAGAUGUUGUGACUUACAUGAGAUAUUCAAUUCAUGGCAAUUAACCCGAUUUCAAGUACAUUGAAAUCAACCAAAAUCUUUUUCUGAAGCUACAAGAAAAACUCUAAAUCUCAAUGGGAAACACCAGAGAAAAGUUCAAC